AUGUUGCAAAAACAAAGAGGAAAAAAGUAUGAUUUGGGCAGCAGCAGCAGCAACAACAACAACAACAUUCCGACCAGAGACAAGGCGUUAUGGCCCAAAGAAAUGUACUGCAGGCAGAGUUUGAAUCACAUAGGUUGCCAGUACUCGGGGAUCAACGCCAUGGCCUGCGGCAAAGUCAUCAAACGCGGGCUGAGCAAGAGCCAGGAACGGCUCAUCCUCAAAGCACACAACAGAAGGCGGUCGGAAAUCGCAAUGGGAGGACUUUAUCACCAACCUCCUGCUGCGAACAUGGCCAAGCUGGAAUGGGAUCAACAAGCAGCAGCAAUUGCGCAACUUGUGGCUGAUCAAUGCAGGAGCGGACCGCAAAUGGGAAUUGAUACAAGUGAAGGCAAACAGAAAGCUUUAUUUUCCGCUUUUCAGCAUUCACAAAGACCGGAUUUCCGAACUGCUCAUUACGCGCAGCUCGUUUGGGCCAACACAGUGGGCCUCGGGUGCGGGUUCAUUGAGUACGUGGCAAACGGCGGCUGGAUCAACCGGGAACUGGUGUGUCACUACGGCCCCACCGGAAACCUGCCCGGACAUCCGCUUUACAUCCUGGGGAAAUCCUGCUCGGCUUGU
This is a messenger RNA of Notodromas monacha, 618 nucleotides long. Lineage: Eukaryota; Metazoa; Arthropoda; Ostracoda; Podocopida; Cyprididae. The record is from the annotation of a GenBank genome assembly.